Chara braunii is the source of this 2595-nucleotide messenger RNA. The record is from the annotation of a GenBank genome assembly. NCBI's taxonomy places the organism in Eukaryota, Viridiplantae, Streptophyta, Charophyceae, Charales, Characeae.
GACGACGAGGUCUACCGGAGGAGAAAAGGGAGAGGAGAAGAGAGAGGAGAAGAGAGAGGAGAAGAGUGGAGAAGAGAGAGGGGAGAAGAGAGACGGGAGAAGAGAGAGGGGAGAAGAGGAGGCAGAGAGUACGAGAAGGAGGGAAAUGGAAUCUGUUGAUGUGCUCAUGAUUGGCGCCGGGGAGUACACGACUGGGUUUGUUCGCGGUCAGCACGGCGCCGCAAGCGACAAACCCGCCGGUGUGAUAGCGGUGACCUUGAUUGAUUUGCGGCGGCGCGGACUCGUCAAUCGCCUGGCUCUGUGUAACUCGACCGGUCUGGAGUUCAAACCCAUCAGAGAGCAGCUGCGGACGAAGAUUGCUGACGUCUACAAAAACAUGGAUGUCAGCUUAGCGACGUUUCCUCCAGAUGACGUGGAGCUCGACCCUCUUGCUUAUCAGGCGGCCAUCAAGACGAUGAAGAAAGGCGAUGCUGUGACCAUCUUCACACCAGAUGACACUCACUUCGACAUGGCUAUGGCCGCCAUCGAGAGCGGGUUACACGUGUUGCUUGCCAAACCGGCCGUGAAGACUCUGGAUCAACACCGAAGGCUCUGCGAGGCGGCAAGAUCCCGAUCGGUACUUGUCGCGGUCGAAUACCAUAAGCGAUUUGACAUAGUAUAUGCAGAUGCCAAAGAGCGCAUUAGGAGCGAGCUGGGAGGGUUCUCCUUCUUCUCAAGCACCAUGACUCAGCCGAAGAAGCAACUGCACACAUUCGCAGGAUGGGCGGGAAAGAGCUCCGAUAUAUCUUACUAUUUGAAUUCUCAUCAUAUCGAUGUCCAUGCGUGGGCAGUGGGAGAGGAGUCCCGACCUGAGGAGGUGGUGGCUAUGGCGUCCGAUGGCGUUGCUAAUCGUAUGAUUGACAGAGAGGUGGAAGACACAAUCACGCUGAUGGUACAGUGGAGGAGCAAAGAUGGGUCCAAAGGGACCGCAUUAUAUACUGCUAGUUGGAUUUCCCCGUUGGGGGAUUGCCACACGCAGCAGUACUUUCACUACAUGGGACAGAAGGGAGAGCUUAGAGUAGAUCAAGCGCACAGGGGCUACACGCACGCCAUGGAUGGACAUGGCUUCUCGUCUCUCAAUCCGCUGUAUAUGAGGUACAAGCCGGACGCUAAGGGUUUCUUCGCUGGACAAAUGGGGUAUGGGUACCGAAGUGUGGAAAAGUUUGUAGAAACAGUGAGAGAUCUGAACUCAGGAAAGAAGUCCUUCGCCGAUGUGGAAGAUGAGGGUGUGCUCGCUACAAUCCAUGGCGGCAUGAAGGUCACUGCCAUCCUUGAAGCCGGCAGGGUUAGCCUAGAUAACUCCGGCCGACCUGUUGCGAUCCACUACGACGACGAGGGAGCUCCUAUCGCCGUCUCAGUGUGCUAGAUCCACCAACGUACCUUCUCUCUGCGUGCGGCCGUGUUGCCUCUGGUGUGUUGCCUGGUGCUUCACAGGGUUGCUGCCCGCUGCUAUGUUCCUCUUGGGGACAGUUUGCCUUCAACAAGGGUCAAAGGGUGUAUGACCCAAACCAUCAAAUACAGGGAUUCCGCAGAUUGUCGAGGGUUCAGCCUCCUGAUGAGUCGGUGCAACUCCGACGAAACAAUCUAUCAUCAGUUUUAUUUUUUUCAGUCUUUGCUUUGUUUUUACUUGUAUUUUUUUCAAUCUUUGCUUUGUGUAUACUUGUAUUUUUUUCAGGUGUUGUUUUUGAAUUGUUGUCGUUUGUCUUGCUGUUGUUUCCCUCACUGCCUUACGUUGUUUGCUUGCCCAUCUGUCUACCCCAUGCCUUUCACCCAGUGUGCUUUGUUGUUUUGUGCUGUCUCCACUGCUCAGUGGGUGGUGGCAACCAACAGUCUUCGAGGUUCAAUCGUGAUGUGCGUAGGUCAUGUGCUGCUUUGCUCCGUGCCCUCCAGCCCUUGCUCUUUGUCGUUGCCUGGUGUCACAUGCCUUUUCCUUCGUCGUCUUUUAUUUGCCUUCCCCUAGUACUUGCUCUGUACUGUUUGUUUGCCUGCCCGCCUCCCCCUUUCCCUCCCAGCCUGUGUGACAUGAAGUCGUUAUUUGCCUUGGUGUUUCGUUGUAUACGUUGUUGCUGGUUGUCAGUUGCUUUGUCUUAUUGGACUAUUGUUUAUGUCUCAUGGCUUAGUGCCCUCGGGCUCUAGUCCUUGUGUCUUAGUAGGGUUGGUGAAUGAUAGAGGCUGCUGCAUGCCAUGGUCACGGUACAAGGGGUAAUAAGGACCCAGUAGUGUUCAGAUGCUCGAACGGUCCCGGUGUGGGUGAUGCAAAGGCUUGCUGUAUGGGUCUUCCUAAAAUGGUGUGAAGAGCUCCACGUACCCUGAACGCAACUCGCCUCGAUUUGCGUGGUGGUAGCGUUAAUGGUUAGUUAAACACACGCACACACUCACUCACUCAAAACCUCCUGAUGAGCUGGUGCAAGUCCGAUGAAACUGUCUGGCACAAUCAUGCUUUUUCUUGUGGAGUUGUGUACAGUGAACAUGACAACACACACAUUGUCUAUUUGUUUUUCCGUCCCCCGUGCUCUCCCUGUACUCUCAUCAGUGUCCAAGUGCAGCACCUUUAAG